Messenger RNA from Closterium sp. NIES-65, 1755 nucleotides. The record is from the annotation of a GenBank genome assembly. Lineage: Eukaryota; Viridiplantae; Streptophyta; Zygnematophyceae; Desmidiales; Closteriaceae.
AUGUAUUCGUCAUUGGUACUUUUCUUCCUGUUUCACCUGGCGGGUUUCAAGCUACCAAAACACGUGGACGAUCGCGACGCGGAGUGGCCGAUCGCGGCGCGGGGAGCGGAGGAGGAGCACAGCGGGGGAGGCCAUUCGGACGAUGAAAGGUCGAUCGCGGGCGACUCGUGGUCCGUUAAGAGCGAGUAUGGCAGCACGCUGGACGGCGAUGAGGCGCGCACGGCGGAGAUGAUGUGCGGGACGACGAUUGCGGAGGACUCGCAGGCCAGCGGGAGUGCACCGGAGGAGAGGGAGCAUCAGGAGCUGAACGGGCUGCGAGAGCACGAGGGAGGCGCGGACGGGCAUGCAAGCCAUGUCCAUAGCAACUUGCAGGGGGAGCUGGGGGGGCUGAGCGGGCUGCUAGCGGGCAGCGCGCCUAGCGAGGGGAGCCUGGAUGACCGAAUAUCGGAUCUCGAUUGUUCCGCUGGGGGCGAUGGGGAUGAUGACGGGGAUGACGAUGACGAUGAUGAGGAUGAGAAUGGGGAUCGGGAUCGGGAUGGGAAUGUUGAUGGGGAUGGGGCGGAGGGCAUGCGGAAUGAAGCAGGGGGCGAUGGGUUAGGGUACGACGCAGGGGCGCCGAGCGGGGCAGCGGACGCGCCGGGGAGUGGAGCGGCGGAGGGGACUGGGGGAGGAUUGCGGGGGAGAGGAGGGGGGUGUGAAAGUCAGGAGGACGGCGGAAUCGGCGAGGCCGGGGAGAACGCGGGGGGAGGCGAGGAGGGGCAGAGAGCGGGCGAGAAUGGAGAAGGGGAUGGGGAUGGGGACGAGAAAAAAGAGGGCGAUGGGGAUGAGGAGGGGGGAGAAGACGAAGAAGAGGAAGAAGAGGAGGAGGAAGAGGAGGAGGAAGAGGAGGGGUCUGUGCUUGGGUUGAGGUCGCACUGGGACAGCACGUACGCGGACGAGCUACAACAGUUCAAGGAAUGCGGUGAUCCCGGCGAGAUAUGGUUCGGCGGAGACGUGAUGGAAACGUGUGCGCAGUGGACAGCGCGGAUCGCCGCGGCCUCUGCUGCCGCGCUCGCAGCCACCGCUGCUGCUGGGGGCGAUGGGGCUGGCGUGGAGCAAGGGGGCGAGGGGGAGGGGGAAGAGGACAAGGGGGAGUCGGUAGCAGGGGCGCCAGGGACGUCAGAGGGGGCGGCGUCAGGGUCAGCAGCAGCAGAAGGGCUGGCAGGGGCGGCGGCGGGGUGGCGGGUGGUGGAUGUGGGCACGGGUAACGGGCUGCUGCUGCACGCACUGGCCCGAUACGGCUUCCACAAUCUCCUGGGCACGGACUACAGUGAGGCAGCGGUGCAGCUCGCACAGCAGGUGGCGGAGCAAGCCGGGCUCAUGCACCUGCAAUUCCAGGCUGACGAUGUGCUGGACUCAGGCCUGCCCUCGGCGUCGUGCCACAUGGUGGUGGACAAGGGCACCUUUGAUGCCGUCCGACUGCACCCUCACGGCUCCACUCGCAAGAUCAGCUAUAAGAACACAGUGGCAAGGCUGCUUCUCCCCAACGGCCUUCUGGUCAUCACGUCCUGCAACAGCACCGUGGCUGAGCUCACGGCAGAGUUCGCCCCUCCAGUUAUAGGGAACGAUGAAAGUGGGGGUAUCAACACCGGGGAGCAGCAAUGGAGAGGGGCCUUUGAGGUGGUAGACCAUGUGAAAACAUAUCCCAAGUUUAGAUUCGGAGGAGUGGAGGGCUCUCGUGUUGCCACUGUAGCUUUCCGCAGGAAGCAAAGGUGA